ACUCGUUGCAUUCCGUGACGAAAGUUUGCGAGUAAAUCGACCAUGGCGAUCGCGACGCCUCGCAGCUCCCUCAUCAUCUUCUUCGUCCUCCUCGUCUCGGCCGCUUCCUUGGUGGUCGAUGGUGGCAGCAUCGUCAAGGAGGCCUGCGCCAAGACGCCGCAGCCGAGCGACUGCGAGGAGCUCCUCAAGUCCAGCACCGCGACGGACGCGAAAACGCUGGCCCAGGCCGCCGUCGCCGCCGCCGCGAAGACGGCCACCGAGGCUGCUACCGCCGCCAAAGCGGAGCGGGACAAGCUCCCCAACGGCAAGACGCAGUGGCGGUGCAUGGACAGCUGUGCGGCGGGGUUCGAUGAGGCGGCGACAAAGUUUAAGCCAGCAGCUGGCGGGAACGCCGCGGGAGCCGACGCCCAGCUCACGGAGGUGCUGGACUUCGUUGUGGUGGAUGAGGAUGUGGAGAAGUCCAGGGACUGGGAGUGGAAGUGGAGCUGCAACGAGUGCAAGGCGGACCCCACCGCGCCGGCAGGACUCGUCGCCAAGAACAAGGAGUUCGACAAGAUCAUGGAUAUCAUACCUGCCAUCAUCAAGCAGGCAGUCGCCGGCGCGGACAAUUCCACCAAAUCGGACACCAAAUCCAAAUCCAAAUCCUAGGGAGCCAACUCUUCGUUAUGACUACUUUCAACCUUCGCCGUUGAUGCAUUGCUAUUGCGCCAUCCCGUCUGACCCACACCAGCAGGGUGUCGUGAUAGUUGUUAGAGAAGCUGAUCACUCGAAGCCGGCGAAACUGGCUUUGGCUUUAGCACCACAAUUUACUGUCGUUAUUUCUAUUUUUUAAACUAAUCUUUUCGUUCUUAAAUUUCUUCCUUUUGGUACAUUUUGGUACACACUCUUUUCGAAAGGAGAUUAAAACAUAAUCCUUCAACUACCGCUAUUGAAAUC
Molecule: messenger RNA, 936 nt
Organism: Triticum dicoccoides
Lineage: Eukaryota; Viridiplantae; Streptophyta; Magnoliopsida; Poales; Poaceae
Exons: 1
Coding region: 43-648 (201 amino acids)
Biological process (GO): negative regulation of catalytic activity
Molecular function (GO): enzyme inhibitor activity
Source: RefSeq, a predicted model, not a curated record